Molecule: messenger RNA, 846 nt
Organism: Fusarium subglutinans
Lineage: Eukaryota; Fungi; Ascomycota; Sordariomycetes; Hypocreales; Nectriaceae
Exons: 1
Coding region: 1-846 (281 amino acids)
Source: RefSeq, a predicted model, not a curated record
AUGAACGCGCUUACGCUCGCGGAUUGCUUCAAGACUUCCAAGCUUCACAUCACAGUCAAGACCUGCGCUGCCCCCUUUUUCUGCUUCCGGAUUUUUUCCCCGACAAAAAUGAACACACCACAGCAGUCACGUGAUACGGCACGUGGUCAGUCCCUUGGGCAGUCUCCGACCCACGUCUCAGGACAGCCACAACGCAUUGUCCGGAUCCCUUUCCCGCCUCGCGUCCCACCGAUGCGUCGCGCACAGACCAACAACACCACCACGCGCCGACCAUCAGCCACCGCCCCACCUCAUCAUCCUCCAGCCACUGCCCCACUUGCUGCCCCAGCCACCAGCUCCCAAACCCAAGCCCAAGCACCCUCCCCGCCCCCUCUUGCAAGCCAAGCGUCAUUGCGAAGUUCGCCAAGGGUGAACACUAUCACCAGCCAACCCUGGUCACUGGAAAGUUCGCAAGUUGCGAUACUUGCCAGCCUUGACCAGCUUCUGCAGGAGUACAAGAGUGGGCAGGCCACUCAAGCCAGUAUUCUCCAUGAGCUUCAGAGGAUGAAUGGCUCAAAUGACUCUCAGAUUCGGGACAACCAGCUAGAGAUCCUUGCUGCUGUGCGAGCUCUGAAGCCAUCAGCAGACGAUGAACGUGCCAAUCUGGCAACCACCGGAAUCAUGAGCGCCGUUGGGGUUCUUGCCCUUGACUUUACCGCCAUGUUCUCGAGGCCCGAAGGCUCGAAAACUCUCGCUCUUCUCCGACUCAGUGCGUCGUUUGGGCUCUGUGCUGUUGGCCUUAGUGCCUGGAUUUUCUUCUCUGGUACUAAGGAGGUUGGGCGAGCUGCCCAAGCCAAAGACCGCUAG